Molecule: messenger RNA, 1059 nt
Organism: Penicillium subrubescens
Lineage: Eukaryota; Fungi; Ascomycota; Eurotiomycetes; Eurotiales; Aspergillaceae
Gene: mep20
Exons: 3
Coding region: 1-1059 (352 amino acids)
Biological process (GO): proteolysis
Molecular function (GO): metalloendopeptidase activity
Source: RefSeq, a predicted model, not a curated record
AUGCGUUUUACAGUGUUCUCCGCUGCCGUUUUGGCCUUCGCACAACACGCGUACGCGUUGCCGGUCGAGGCCGAGCAAGCAUCCGGUCUGGAUGUUACCUUGAGCCAAGUCAGCGAUACCCGCAUCAAAGCUGUGGUCAAGAACACUGGUAAUGAAGAUGUUACCUUUGUGCACCUUAACUUCUUCCGCGACAGUGCACCAGUGAAGAAGGUCGCAGUCUACAAAGACGAUGACGAGGUCACAUUCGAAGGCAUCAAGCGCCGAUUCAAGCUUCAGGGUCUCACAUCGGAAGCUCUCACAACGCUGGCUGCCGGGGAGACUCUGGAGGAUGAGUUCGACAUUGCGGCAACUAGCGAUCUGUCACACGGUGGCCCUGUGGUGUUGCGUUCUAGCGGCCUGGUGCCUCUAGUGAACGAGGGAGCCGUCUCCGGCUAUCUGCCGUAUCACUCGAACGACCUCAAGAUUGAAGUCGAUGCAGUGAAGGCAUCCCGUGUAAACAAAGCCGUGAAGCCACUCAACCGGCGCACUCAGGAGAGCUGCAGCAACUCGAGUCGCAAGUCAGCCCUCGAACGGGCCCUUCGGAACGCCGCGUCCCUCGCAACAGCGGCGGCGAAGGCAGCCCAAUCCGGCUCCGCGUCCAAGUUCUCUGAGUACUUCCACACCACAGAUAGUUCGACCCGCCAGCUUGUGGCUGCUCGUCUGCAGGCAGUCGCUAGGGAGGCCCAGUCGACCACCUCUGGGGGCACCAAGUACUAUUGUACUGAUGUGCUCGGAUACUGUGAGACGAACGUGUUGGCCUACACGCUGCCAUCUCAGAAUGUCAUUGCAAACUGCGACAUCUACUAUUCCGAGCUGCCGGCGUUGGCGAGCAGCUGUCACAGCCAGGACCAGGCGACAACCAGCCUGCACGAGUUCACUCAUGCCCCGGCCGUCUAUAGUCCCGGCACCGACGACCUGGGAUAUGGUUACUCGGCUGCAACCGCCCUCAGCACCAGCGACGCCAUCAUGAACGCAGACACGUAUGCCCUGUACGCUAACGCAAUCAACUUAGGCUGCUAA